This is a messenger RNA of Homalodisca vitripennis (glassy-winged sharpshooter), 1182 nucleotides long. RefSeq lists its product as uncharacterized. The record is from RefSeq and is a predicted model, not a curated record. The transcript has 4 exons. NCBI's taxonomy places the organism in Eukaryota, Metazoa, Arthropoda, Insecta, Hemiptera, Cicadellidae. The coding region runs from base 1 to 1182 and encodes 393 amino acids.
AUGAUGCAAAAUAUUUACGCCGACUCAUGCAAGAGACUAAAUACAAAGCAAGUAAUUAAUGAGCCAACCAGAGUGACAGCAACUUCAGCCACCUUGUUAGACCACAUCAUAGUGGACAGGUCGGCUGAGGUCAUGAGGACCGGCGUCAUUGAUGCACCUAGUAUUCUUGACCAUGAAGAUGACUCACAAUUGCACUUGUCAUAUGCGCCUGGCAACAUUGAAGAGGCGUUUCUGAGGAUUAACUCUGAUCUAGAGAGAAUCAGCCAGUGGUCGCAUGACAAUGGCCUCAAACUCAACGUUAGCAAGUGCACUGUGAUUCAUCUUGCCCAACACAACCUUGUAGAGGCCCUAAGUGACAGGGGUCUGAGAGUCACGAUCGGUGGCGAGAGUUUGGCUGUUUGUGACAGCGUGAAGACUCUCGCCGUAGUGCUGGAUAGGGCCCUUACGUUCUCCAACCAUGUCACUUAUACCAUCCAGCGUGCCAUUGGCAGGUUAAGGGGGCUCUACAGGUUUAGGGAUCUGCUGCCGCAGUCUGCAAGGCUACAAUUAAUGCAGGCUUUCGUGUUCUCUGUGUUUUACUAUUGUUAUCCUGCUUAUGGCAACAGUAUCUCGAAGGGAGACCAGGAGCGAAUCCAGAAGCUUCAAAAUUCCGCAAUUCGUUUUGUUUUCAAAUUAAAACGCUUUGAUCAUGUUUCUCCUUAUCAAGAUGCUGUUGGCCAAUUGCCGAUGGAAACUGUGUGCAGGAUACAGACCUGUAUUUUAAUUCACAAGGUUCUGUCUGACGGAGAGCCACAGUACUUAGGCGGGAGGCUCUUAUCCCGGGAGGAAGUUUCAAAAUACAGAACCCGUCAUGUCACGCAUUUGCUACACUUUCCAAAAGUGAACCUGGAGUUGGGUAGGAGGAGCUUCUCUUACUUCGGCCCAAAAUUGUACAACGACCUCCCCGAAAACCUCAAACGAUGCGGUGAGGUAGCUUAUGAAGAGCGAGACACUGGCGGCAGGGUGGCGAGCGAUGAAAGGGUGGUAGUGAAGAGGACGCAAUUUGGGAAGCCUCUCCGAGUACAGAGCCUGCGGUCACUUACAGGAUCUGGGUUUGGUGAGAGACGAGAUGACCCGGUAUUUGGUGGGGGAGAGGAGGGCCUCAGCACCGUCCGGACCGAUCAUUACGAAGCCAGGCAGUGA